Amphimedon queenslandica is the source of this 868-nucleotide messenger RNA. Its product is annotated as NADPH-dependent diflavin oxidoreductase 1-like. The transcript has 7 exons. The coding region runs from base 288 to 833 and encodes 181 amino acids. NCBI's taxonomy places the organism in Eukaryota, Metazoa, Porifera, Demospongiae, Haplosclerida, Niphatidae. Gene Ontology annotation, cellular component: cytosol. The record is from RefSeq and is a predicted model, not a curated record. Gene Ontology annotation, molecular function: flavin adenine dinucleotide binding; oxidoreductase activity; FMN binding.
AUGCAGUAAUAGAUCCAUGGUUGGUUGACUUAUGGACUAAACUAGACACUCUAUAUCCUCUCCCACCUGGUUUAUCCGUACUACCAUAUAAGGAAAGGUUGCCAUCAAGAUUUAAUAUUAAUGCUUAUUCUGCUCCGGUAUCAAAUACUGCCUUGAAGCCUCCUUCUCAAGCAAUACCUGCUCUACUAUUGGACAAUUCUCGUCUUACUCCUUCAUCACAUUUCCAAGAUGUGAGACUAAUAACACUUGAAGGAUCUUUCCCACACUACUCUCCUGGUGAUGUGCUAAUGAUAGUUCCAGAGAAUACUUCAGAGUCAGUUGAGAGGUUCCUUCAAGUGACGGAGAUGACUCAUCUUGCUGAUCUCUCCUUGAAUAUAACAUCAAAUGAAGAAGGUAUCUCAGUCCCCCAGAGACUCUCCUCUCCUUGCACUUUAAGGACACUGCUGAGAUGCUACUGGGACAUCCAGUCUGUACCUAGACGAUCAUUCUUUGAGAUAUUGUCAUGGUUUGCCGUGAACGAGUUAGAGAAAGAGAAACUUGAAGAGUUUGUUACUCCAGAGGGACAGGAGGAGCUGUAUUCAUAUUGUAACAGACCAAGGAGAACAAUUAUUGAAGUAUUAAAUGAUUUUCCUUUGACUGCUACUAAGAUCCCAGUCUCUUAUCUCUUAGACUUACUUCCUGUAUUGCAACCAAGAGCAUUCUCUAUUGCUUCAUCAGCAACAACUAAUCCUCAGCAUGUUCAAGUUUUGGUGGCAGUUGUUGAGUAUAAAACUAAACUCCUUCAUCCUAGAAAGGUAAGUUCUUUAAGAUUCUAUAACCAUAUCCAAUUGUAAAUGGAUAAGUUACAUAAGGGGCUAUUUUGGUUAAU